AUGGAAGCCUUCUCUUCUGGCGCCAACAUCUCCAUGAUUGGUCCAUUCGGUGUCGGUUUCUACUCUGCCUGCCUCAAAAUGCGUGCAGUGGUUUCCAAACACAACAAUGACGAGCAAUACAUUUUGGGAGUCUGCCGCUGGUGGUACCUUCACUAUUACCCUCGACACCGUCAACCCCCCAGACGUGGUUCUGAAAUCCGUCUGUACCUGAAGGAGGACCAACUCGAGUACCUCGAGGAGAAGAAGAUCAAGGAGAUUGUCGCGAAACAUUCCGAGUUCAUUUCUUACCCAAUCAAACUCGCUGUCACGAAGGAGGUCGAGAAGGAAGUUGAGGAUGACAAGGAGGAGGCUGAUACCGACAAGCCCAAGAUCGAGGCGGUCGAGGAUGAAGACGCUGCGCUGAAAGACAAUAAGAAGAAAGUUAAGGAGCAAGAGACCACUACCGAGGAGCUCAACAAAGCCAAGCCUGUCUGGACUCGCAACCCGUCAGAAAUCACGACUGAAGACACUUCUCCGUGGAAGGUCAACUCGAAUUCAAGGCCAUCCUCUUCAUUCCCAAGCGUUCAGGGCGCCGUUCGACCUCUUCGAGCCCAAGAAGAAGCGCAACAACAUCGUUCGCCGUGUCUUCAUCAUGGGCAUCGUCGACUCGGAGGAUCUGCCCCUCAACAUCUCCCGUUGCAGCAGAACAAGAUCCUCAAGGCCAUUCCCAAGAACAUCGUGAAAAAGUGCAUGGAGGUCCUGGCUGAAAUUGCGGAGGACAAGGACAACUUCACCAAAUUCUACGACGCUUUCGGCAAGAACCUCAAGCUCGGUAUCCACGAAGAUGCCCAAAACCGAAGCAAACUCGCCGAGUUCCUGCAUUUCUUCUCGACCAAGUUGUCCGAGGAGCAGACCUCGCUCAAAGAAUAUAUUACCCGCAUACCCGAAAUCCAAAAUCCAUCUACUACCUUACCAGCGAAUCUUUGGCGGCCACCCGUCACUCACCAUUCCUUGAGAGAGAAGGGCUUCGAAGUUCUGCUGCUCGUCGACCCCAUUGACGAGUACGCCAUCACACAACUGAAGGAGUUCGAUGGCAAGAAGUUCAUCUGUGUGUCGAAGGAGGGUCUGGAGCUUGAGGAGACGGAGGAGGAGAUGGCGACACGUGAUGCAACCCCAUCGUCAAGGAGCUCAAGCGUAAGGGGCGAUAAGUCUAUUGGCGACUUGACCUAUCUGCUCCUCGAGACGGCGCUGCUCACUUUUGGCUUUGCUCUCGAUGAUUUCGCCAAGCGCAGCCACCGAAUGAUUGCACUUGGUCUCGAUGUUGACGAGGAAGAGGAGCAGCAGACGACAGAAAUGUUCACCGCCAUCGACGACUGCCGCCACAGAAGCUACAAAAGGGUCUUGAGAGUGCUUUGCGGAGUUUACAUCUACUACGACGUGACUACAUCUGCUGCAUUUGUUUUUGAUUCCUCUACACACAAACUUCCCGAAAUGCGCCUCGGAAUUGUACCAGGUAGUGAUGACUGCUCAUUAGAGUCUCCGAAGCGAUAA
Messenger RNA from Mycena indigotica, 1530 nucleotides. RefSeq names its product Heat-shock protein 90. The record is from RefSeq and is a predicted model, not a curated record. Gene Ontology annotation, molecular function: ATP-dependent protein folding chaperone; ATP hydrolysis activity; ATP binding. Gene Ontology annotation, biological process: cellular response to heat; protein folding; protein stabilization. The transcript is spliced from 7 exons. Lineage: Eukaryota; Fungi; Basidiomycota; Agaricomycetes; Agaricales; Mycenaceae. Gene Ontology annotation, cellular component: perinuclear region of cytoplasm; protein-containing complex; cytosol. The coding region runs from base 1 to 1530 and encodes 509 amino acids.